This is a messenger RNA of Schistocerca piceifrons (Central American locust), 1417 nucleotides long. RefSeq names its product epoxide hydrolase 4-like. The transcript has a single exon. The record is from RefSeq and is a predicted model, not a curated record. Gene Ontology annotation, molecular function: hydrolase activity. NCBI's taxonomy places the organism in Eukaryota, Metazoa, Arthropoda, Insecta, Orthoptera, Acrididae. Bases 1 to 1212 code for a protein of 403 amino acids.
AUGGCAAACAUAAUGAGUGAAAAAGAAGGUUGUGUUGUGAGCAUAUCGCAUUGGGAUACAUUGCGAAUACACGCAAUAUCGUGUGUUAUUGGCAGCUGGGUUGUUUUCCGAAGACUCGUCAGAUCAUUAUGGAGCCCAUUAAAUCUAAAUCUACAGGAUAGAGAGAAACCUCCUCAAUGCCUGGUUGACUCUUCACUGGGGCAACAUUCGUAUAUAAAAGUCAAAGGUGCCAAGCUACAUUAUGUAGAAGCUGGUUCACGAAGUAAGCCGAUGCUUUUGCUCUUGCAUGGUUUUCCUGAUUGCUGGUUAACAUGGCGAUACCAGAUUCCAGCACUCGUAAAGCAUUUCAGGGUUGUUGCUCUGGAUCUUAAGGGAUUUGGUGACUCAGAUAAGCCAGCCUGGAGGAGGAGCUACCGUGUUGACACAUUACUGGCAGAACUGAAGGAACUGAUAACAGCUCUUGGAACCUCAAGCUGUACAGUUGUUGCUCAUGACCUUGGCGCAUUAUUAUGUUGGUACCUUGCACACCAAUACCCUGAUAUUGUUGAAAAAUUUGUGUGCAUAUCGUGUCCUCACCCAAAUGUUUACUGGAGUACAGUUCCAAGAGAGAGUGUUUUCAACUCGAGCUGGAUCAGUUUCAGUCAACUCCCUUACUUACCAGAAACAGAAGCCUUAAGAAAUGGUCUGAGCAUAAUCAAUCAGCGAUACCCUCAUCUUCAAAAAAAGAGUGAUGCGGAUGAUUAUCUUGUAGCAAACAAAUAUGCUUUUUCUAGGAAAGAGGAUUGGACUGGAGCCAUCAACUAUUUCAGAAACCUACCUUUUCAAAGAAUAAGUCCUGUUUGUGAACCAGUGAAGGCACCGUGCAUGUUCAUUACUGGCAAUCGGGAUCCAUGUCUCACUCUGGAAAGUAUUGUCACAUCAACAGAGUUCACAGAAAAAUUCCUUGUAAAAAUUGUAAAUGAAACUGGACACUAUCCUCAUCAAGAGAAGCCUGAAGUGGUCAACAAAAUGAUAAUUUCAUUUCUUAAUGUUAAUGAAUCUCCAGAGAAAGUGGAUAAACCUGUUCAAAAAGGUCUGAUGGACCGCAUGUUUGGAGCAGUCGCAUCUACUGUGAAAUAUGGAAAUCAAAUGUUUGAUGUUGUUCAGAAGACUAGUAAUAUAGUACCAGGAUUGCAGCGAAAAUCUUCAGUACUGGGACAGAGUGCUAGCUGAUAACACCAUUAAAGGUAAAAAAUAGGGGUUUUCCAGGUUCCUUCAGAAAUCUGGUGGAAAGUCUGAUCUCUUGUUAACUACAUGAGACACAUAGUUCACUGUUCAUGUAUCUUUUGUAGUUGUUUUACAUUGUCCUGAUAUGUAGAACGUUGGAGUCAAAUCUUCAUUUUCUUAUAAUAUUUUAUACAAGGAGUAUAUUUGUAUG